Messenger RNA from Emericellopsis atlantica, 1800 nucleotides. RefSeq lists its product as uncharacterized. The transcript has 3 exons. The coding region runs from base 1 to 1800 and encodes 599 amino acids. Lineage: Eukaryota; Fungi; Ascomycota; Sordariomycetes; Hypocreales; Bionectriaceae. The record is from RefSeq and is a predicted model, not a curated record.
AUGAACGAACACACAUCGCAGCAUUCUGUCCAAGACACAGAUGCUGGCAAUGAUAUUCUUGUUUCACUCCCCAACCAAGCCGCCAAAUUGAUUACGGCGACCAGUGGUGAAGAUUCAAACCCCUCAGGCGAAUAUAUCUCACUACCGCUCACCCCAGGUCUUUCCACUACCGAUCCUGCACCCAGUAGUCAGUCUGCAUCGAUCAUUACAUGUCGCUCUCCAAGGAUUUCUCUCCCAUCAGAUCUUCGCCCACCGGCUACACCUCCGCCAGCUUCACCUCCCCCGGCUUCAUCUCCCCAGGCUUCAUCUCCCCAGGCUUCACCUCCCCCGGCUUCGUUCCGGACGGGUAGUCCUGGCGUCCAACAGCCAAUAAAUCUCGCCGCACACAGACUACCCCCCAACGGCAGCUCUGUGGCAAUUCCACUCCAGACGCCAUCAAAUACUUCUACAGGCAAAGGCUUCUUGACGUAUAGUGUGCUCUCGACUGCUAUUUGUGCUCUGGGACUGUUUAUCUUCAUAACAUUGGUUACCUGGAAAAGCGCAUCCUUGGAUUGGCCACUCGCCAACCUCUCGAUCACUUCGGGUAUCCUUCUCUUGUCCUUCGUUUCCAAGUUUAUUGACUGGGCUCUUGAGAUGCUUUCGGACGUGGGCUGGGAGAAGCUGUACUGGGGAUGGUUAUUGCAACGCAGCGGCGGCAACCUUCUCACAUUUCUGGUUGUGAAUUCUGGACUCAACGCGUGGUUGAAGGCCCUGGUCUAUGCUCCUAAACAAUCCUCUCGGUCAUCUUUACGUCUUGUUACCCUAUCGAAACGACAAUUGCUGGCUCGCUGGCCUCAGUUCUGGGCCUUUUGGAGGCAAGGAUGGAACACGACUUUCGAAAAAUCCAUUUUCUGGGCGGAUAAGGAGUGUCGAGUCUAUGGCUCCGCCAGCAACGCUGUACAGAUUUGCGCCAAGGAGAGCAACAAAGGCGGCUCAAUCCUCACAGGUAUUCGUGCUUGCGAUCCAGGGCAAUUAGACGACACAGGAGACUGCACACUGAACCCAGACUGGCCAGGGUGGGAUUCUUUCGUAGCUUUCUCGUCAACACUCGAUAUUCACCGCCUCAACACAAGCAUAGCGGCAGAUCGACGAAGCAGCGCUAUCCUCGACGUCUUGGACAAAGGUGAGGCGCAUCGCCAGAAAAUCGAGUCAACGAACUUUCUCGAUGCCUUCGACAAUCUCCUCUGCCCUUUCAACCCCGACAACUCUUCCACUACCUCACGAUACUGCGAGAUUGGCCAAGCAAGGUCCGACCUGACCAAUUCAUUAUGGUCCGUCAUCUACAGCAAUUACAAUGUUGGCGCGAUGGAAAGCUCACUUGCCGUUGAAACACUGCGAAACCUCUUCGCCACCGCCCUUUUCCUCUUCAACCCCGUCUACCGCGGGGCCGUCCUGACAAGCGAGCCAGUAUUUUCGCGCACUACCCAGGCAGGACUUGCCGAUGAGAACUACUUCCCAGGGUCUGCGGCCCGAGUAUCAUCGUACGUGGCACCCAAGCCUUGGAGUGUCGUAGCAUUCACCGUUUCGGGCGCUUUCAUGAUUUUCGCUUCUCUGGCAGCGGUAUGUGUCUCUUUAUACUUCAAGCAGCCUACGACUUCAACAUUCGAUCCUAUAAAUGUAUUUUCGGUCAAAGUGAGUGAACCAGCUCAGGUUGGUAGCCAUGAACUGGGCAGCAUUCAAUAUGAAGGACAAGACCGAGAAGGAGAUCAUGCGGGUAGCAGCCGGGCUGUGGAUCGAGCCAAGGGCAUAGCUAAAGAAUGA